AUGAAAGGUUUAAUUUUAGUAGGCGGUUACGGUACCAGAUUGAGACCCUUGACGUUGACUCAACCAAAGCCUUUGGUGGAGUUCGCCAACAGACCAAUGAUCUUACACCAAAUCGAGGCUUUGGCCAAUGCCGGCGUCACCGACAUCGUCCUAGCUGUCAACUACAGACCAGAAGUCAUGGUUGAAACUUUGCAAAAAUACGAAAAGGAAUACGGUGUCUCCAUCACUUUCUCCGUCGAGACCGAACCAUUAGGCACUGCUGGUCCAUUGAAGUUGGCUGAAAAGAUCUUGAAGAAAGAUAACUCUCCAUUUUUCGUCUUGAACUCUGACGUCAUUUGCGAAUACCCAUUCAAGGAACUAGCCGACUUCCACAACGCUCACGGUGGUAAAGGUACCAUUGUCGCCACUAAAGUCGACGAGCCUUCUAAGUACGGUGUUAUUGUCCAUGACAUUCAAACUCCAAACUUGAUUGACAGGUUCGUUGAAAAGCCAGUCGAGUUCGUUGGUAACAGAAUCAAUGCUGGUUUAUACAUCUUAAACCCAGAAGUCAUCGAUUUAAUUGAAAUGAAACCAACUUCCAUCGAAAAGGAAACUUUCCCAAUCUUAGUCGAACAGAAGUCGUUAUACUCUUUCGAUUUAGAGGGCUUUUGGAUGGAUGUCGGUCAACCAAAGGAUUUCUUAGCUGGUACUGUCCUAUACUUAUCUUCCGUCGCCAAGAAGAACGAAGAAAAAUUAGCUAAAGGUAGCAACAUCGUCGGUAACGUCAUUGUCGACCCAUCUGCCAAGAUUUCUCCAUCUGCCAAGAUCGGUCCAAACGUCACUAUCGGUCCAAACUGUGUCAUCGGUGAUGGUGCUAGAAUCGAAAGAUCUGUCAUCUUAGCCAACUCCACCGUUAAGGAACACUCUUUAGUUAAAUCCACAAUCGUCGGUUGGAACUCCACUGUCGGUAGAUGGUGUAGAUUAGAAGGUGUCACCGUUUUAGGUGAUGACGUCGAAAUUAAAGAUGAAAUCUACAUCAACGGUGGUAAAGUCUUACCUCAUAAGUGUAUUUCCACCAACGUCCCACAAGAAGCUAUCAUUAUGUAG
Molecule: messenger RNA, 1086 nt
Organism: Tetrapisispora phaffii CBS 4417
Lineage: Eukaryota; Fungi; Ascomycota; Saccharomycetes; Saccharomycetales; Saccharomycetaceae
Product: mannose-1-phosphate guanylyltransferase
Exons: 1
Coding region: 1-1086 (361 amino acids)
Biological process (GO): cell wall mannoprotein biosynthetic process; GDP-mannose biosynthetic process
Cellular component (GO): cytoplasm
Molecular function (GO): mannose-1-phosphate guanylyltransferase (GTP) activity; GTP binding
Source: RefSeq, a predicted model, not a curated record